Molecule: messenger RNA, 774 nt
Organism: Acanthisitta chloris (rifleman)
Lineage: Eukaryota; Metazoa; Chordata; Aves; Passeriformes; Acanthisittidae
Gene: CREB3L3
Product: cAMP responsive element binding protein 3-like 3
Exons: 6
Coding region: 1-774 (257 amino acids)
Biological process (GO): regulation of transcription by RNA polymerase II
Cellular component (GO): nucleus
Molecular function (GO): RNA polymerase II cis-regulatory region sequence-specific DNA binding; DNA-binding transcription factor activity, RNA polymerase II-specific
Source: RefSeq, a predicted model, not a curated record
AUGGGAUCUCACACAGCCAUGACGUCUAGCAUGGGUAGCCUGGACAGCCUGGACCUUCUGGACCUCCUGUUUGACCAGCAGGACGGGAUCCUGCGUGAGGUGGAGCUGGGGACACCACCAGGCACCUGGCAUGGGGACAAGGGUGCCCAGGACAGUGAGGACUUGCUCAACUCCAUCCUGGGCUCCGGGGACUCGGCGUCAGGCUCGCCCAGCUGGUCCCCAGCCACCAGUGACAGUGGGGUCUCUGAGGACCCUCCCUCUGACCAGCAUGACAGCCCCCCCAGGUGCUGUGAUGGGGGUCCCCGAGCGGUCCUGUACCCCUACAGCAACCCCUGCCGGGCUCAGCCUCUCCCAGGGAGCUCUGGGGUCCUGCAGUCCGAGGUCUCCAUCGACCUGGACAUGUGGCACCCUGGAUUUGUCCUGGAGGAGAGCCAGGACCUGCCCGUGGUGUCCCCACCUGCAUCCUGCACCCUCACUGUGAAGGACCUGCUGCUCUCGGGCAGCUCUGACACUGUGACCGCGCCCCCGCCGCAGCCGCAGGCUCCAGGCUCCCUCCUGCGCCAGAGCCAGGGCCACUGCCAGGAGCUGGUGCUGACCGAGGACGAGAAGAAGCUGCUGGCCAAGGAGGGGGUGUCCCUGCCCACCCAGCUGCCCCUCACCAAGUAUGAGGAACGAGUGCUGAAGAAGAUCCGGAGGAAGAUCCGGAACAAACAGUCGGCUCAGGAGAGCCGCAAGAAGAAGAAGGAAUACAUUGAUGGGCUGGAGAGCCGGUGA